UAGUGAGCUAAGACUCGCUAUAUAUUGACGGGUAUCUUCGAUAUCUGGCAACCCGCUGGCCCACAUUUGGACGUCGUGCAUCCUGGCACUUGCCUUCAUCCUGGCAACUAGCAAGUUCCCGGACCCAAAACAGGAACGCAGGCGUGCGAUGAGCGCGGCGGCAGAAGAGCAGGACGGCUCCGCGCCGGAGACGCUCAAGUCGCUCACACUGACGCAGGACAGCGACGCCAGCGUCGUACUGCGUUGCCCCGCCGGCGCUGCGCCGCCGCCCUCGCCCUCACAUGCACGACAGCACGGCGCUCACGUGCGCAUGCGUGCAGAUGAAGAGGGCGAGCCGCCGACCAAGAAAGCGCGCGCCUCGCCGGAAGGUUCCGACGCGUCCUUUUCUCUCAUCGCGAUGCCGGCGGCCCAGACCCGCAAGAGUUUCGAGGUUACCAUGACGACAACGGCGCCGGACGACACCGCGGCUCAGGAGGGCGUGGCGCAGAUUCAGGUCCUGUGCGACGACAGCGGCGCCGCUCUGUCGCCCGACGACAAGGCGGAAGUGUCGGCCGUCAGUCAGGCCUGGUUCACCACCAAAGAAGACAAAGACACGCUCGCCAACAAAGGUCACAAGUGGAAACAAGGAAUGUGGUCCAAAGAGGAGGUCGACAUUCUCAUGAGCAACAUCCAACAAUACGUCAAGGGUCGCGGCAUCGAGGACCCGGCCGAAAUUAUCUUCGAGAUGUCCAAAGAGGAGCGCAAAGACUUUUACCGCUCGGUGGCGUUGGGUCUCAACAGGCCGCUCUUCGCCGUCUACAGACGAGUCCUGCGCAUGUACGACAACCGCAACCACGUCGGCAAGUACACCCCAGGAGAGAUUGAGAAGUUGAAAGGGCUGAGGGAUCGCCACGGCAACGACUGGGCGACCAUCGGCGCGGCGCUGGGCCGCAGCGCCUCGUCCGUCAAGGACCGCUGUCGGCUGAUGAAGGACACGUGCAACACGGGCAAGUGGAGCGAGGAGGAGGAGCGUCUUCUGGCCGAGGCGGUGUACGAGAUGGCGGGCGUGUCUCCGGGCUCGGCGGUGACGGGGGGCGUGUCCUGGGCCUCGGUGGCCAAUCGGGUGGCCACGCGCUCGGAGAAGCAGUGCCGCUCCAAGUGGCUCAACUACCUCAACUGGAAGCACAGCGGCGGCACCGAAUGGACCAAGGACGACGACCUCCACCUCACCCGCAGGAUUUUGGAGCUGGACGUGAAAGAAGAGAACGAAAUCAAGUGGGAAGAUCUGGCGGGCGGCUGGAGCAGCGUGCGCUCGCCUCAGUGGCUGCGCUCCAAGUGGUGGAGCAUCAAGAGACAAGUGGCCAAUCACAAGGGGAUCCCGUUCCCGGUGCUGCUCAAGGCGCUCCACGAGGUGAUGAUGUCAUCCUCGCAGUCGGCGGGCGGAUCGUGCAGCCCGUCCUCCGUCUCCUCGCUGCAGAUCCGCGUGGGCCGAUUGGAGGAAAGCGGUGGCGGCUCGGCGGCGCUGCAGAUCCCGCUGCAGAUCGCGCACCUGGACUCUUCGGCGGCCGGCGGCGAGGUUGACACAAUCACGCUGAACGCCGGCGCGCUACAGGCCUUUGAGAUUAUUCCGUCAUUUCAGCUGCAGCCCACCAGCACGCCGGGCACGUACUUGCUUCAGACCACGUCCAGCCAGGGUCUGCCCCUCAGCCUGGCCAGUAACAACACAGUUACCUUGACGACGAGCUCCUCCUCCGCAUCCCACGAGCACAUCAUCUUUCACAGCCUGGCGACGGACAGCCUGUGCGCCAGCGAUGGCGUCAUCAUCCAGACGGUGGCGUCAGAGUCGCUGAUCGUGGAGACAGAGGGACGGCGGCAGGAGGAACGUCUCGACACUUCGGGUCUUCUGGAACAUUCGGAAAAAGACAGUGAGGAGCCAACGACGGACGGCUUCACUGACAAGCAGCUUACUUCGCCCGCAGCCGAGGUGCAUUCUGGGAUAGCCGCUGGCGGCGCCGUCCUGAUCGUGUCCCCUCCCAAUGUGGGCGGCACGCUGACAGAUCCCAUCUUGGAGAACCAGGAUGGGUGCGACUAGGACCAGGAGCUUGGGAAGUCAGGCUUGUUUUUUUUUUUUUUUUUUUUUUUUAAAUAUAUGAAGACUUUUUACAAGUGCCAAUUUUUCAAAAUGACGACAACAUUUCUGGGCUUGUGAUGGGAUGAAGAAGAAAUGGUGACUCGGUUGAGUUCAGGUUUCAGGUUAUUUAUUUCGUCAAAUAUUAAAUAAAAACAAAACGAAAACAUG
Phyllopteryx taeniolatus (common seadragon) is the source of this 2278-nucleotide messenger RNA. It is a transcript of the gene dmtf1, whose product is annotated as cyclin D binding myb-like transcription factor 1. The transcript is spliced from 16 exons. Gene Ontology annotation, biological process: regulation of transcription by RNA polymerase II. The record is from RefSeq and is a predicted model, not a curated record. Gene Ontology annotation, cellular component: nucleus. Bases 149 to 2071 code for a protein of 640 amino acids. Lineage: Eukaryota; Metazoa; Chordata; Actinopteri; Syngnathiformes; Syngnathidae. Gene Ontology annotation, molecular function: RNA polymerase II cis-regulatory region sequence-specific DNA binding; DNA-binding transcription factor activity, RNA polymerase II-specific.